UGCAUUUAAGCCAAUAUGGUAUAUGUAGUUUUAAUAAUGCAUGGAAAACUAGCCCCAAAAAGCAGGAAGACUUACAAACUUACAAAAAUGUGAUUGUUUCGUUCCAAUAUCUAAACACGGAUUUUUUUUUAUUGCGACAUUUCACCACUUGACUUUUUUUAACUUUUAAUGAACUUUUUUUGUGUUCCUUCAAAAUUAGCAGUGUUUGGUAAAUUCAUGAUUAAGAAUGGCCCUCGUCGCAACAUUUAUUCAUUGUAAAUCUAAGAAAGGACACGUUAAUUUCUGCCGCAUUGUUCUCCAUAUAUUACUUCUCACUUCACUAACAAUUUAUGCAGGGUCGGCUGCCAGUGCGAGGAAUUAUGAGAAUGCAGCAUGUUCGUUUGGACAAAGCAGAAAUUACAAGGGUGUCUGCAAACCGAUCCAGAAAUGUCCAGGAUCAUUGUCCAAUCUCCAUGCGGGUAUUUAUCCGGUCACGUGUCUUUUUGUGGGCUCUGAGAGUGGAUCUGGAAGUCGGACCCCCUUAAUUUGUUGCGAGUCAGACCCCCGAAGUCGGGUCAGCUAUCAAAAAUGUGCCGAGUACUCGGAAACGACUGCCAGAAACGACAAGGAAGCUGUGAAUGCCGCACCCACGUUUCUUCUCCCUUCGAAUAUACCGUCCUCCAAUAUCCCCAAGGAAAAUGAAGGCUGGGGCUCCGGGUCCCUGGAGACUGCAACGGUGACCCCACUCGCCUUCGUUGUCGGAGGGGAGGAUGCUCGAGUUGGGCAGUUUCCAUACAUGGCUGCUUUGGGUUUUGGACAAAACAGAUCUCGCAUUUCAUGGCUUUGCGGUGGAACGCUAGUAAGUGACCACCACGUCCUGACCGCUGCUCACUGCCUCCAAGAAAAGAGAGGAAGGGGAAAGCCAACCUUUGUGUUGAUUGGAGAUGCACAUCUAAAAGUGGAUCUGAACAACAGGGUGAAAUCCCGACGUGUCGUUCCCAUAGACCAAAUUACCAUUCAUCCCAACUACAACCCUUCCACGAAACAUAACGACAUUGGACUCGUCAAGCUGAGGGACAAGGUAGUCUUAUCGGCCAAUGUUAAGCCUGCUUGCCUCCCUCAACCUGUAAAUCGCUUGGAAAUGGGAAACAAUCAGUCUUUGUUGACAGCGGCUGGUUGGGGUUUAACGGAAUUUGCAGGAAGCCCAAGUGAAACGUUGCAAUACGUUGAAUUGAGGAGACAAAGUUCGCAACGGUGCGUGGCUGCAUAUUCGCAAGAAAGUGAUGGGUCAUCUCAGGAAAUUAUUCCUUCCCAGUUUUGUGCCGGUGCUGGAGAAGAUGAUGAUAUUCCCAAGGACACUUGUGAUGGUGAUUCUGGGAGCGGACUUACUUUAAAGAGAGUUCUGGACAAUAUUAACUUGUCACCUCGAUUUGUGGUUGGAAUUACCUCAUUUGGUUCGAAAUAUUGUGGACUUGAUAAGCCUGGAGUUUACACAAAUGUUCAAUCUUUCUUGGAUUGGUUAGAGGAUACAAUUUGGCCAAUUGAUGAUUAGUUAAAUUAGUUUAUGAAUCAUAUAUAUGUGUAAUUAAUCUAUGAAAGUAUGUGUCGUGCCACAAGAUAAUAAAUACAAACUAAAUUAACACUCCAACUAAUUCCAA
Folsomia candida is the source of this 1637-nucleotide messenger RNA. RefSeq names its product venom protease. The record is from RefSeq and is a predicted model, not a curated record. Lineage: Eukaryota; Metazoa; Arthropoda; Collembola; Entomobryomorpha; Isotomidae. The transcript is spliced from 8 exons. The coding region runs from base 227 to 1531 and encodes 434 amino acids. Gene Ontology annotation, molecular function: serine-type endopeptidase activity. Gene Ontology annotation, biological process: proteolysis.